Messenger RNA from Cherax quadricarinatus, 2312 nucleotides. RefSeq names its product homeobox protein Hox-B3-like. The record is from RefSeq and is a predicted model, not a curated record. Gene Ontology annotation, molecular function: DNA-binding transcription factor activity, RNA polymerase II-specific; RNA polymerase II cis-regulatory region sequence-specific DNA binding. NCBI's taxonomy places the organism in Eukaryota, Metazoa, Arthropoda, Malacostraca, Decapoda, Parastacidae. Gene Ontology annotation, biological process: regulation of transcription by RNA polymerase II. Gene Ontology annotation, cellular component: nucleus.
ACCCCAGGUAGCGGAGAUGGGCGAGCCGGGUCAAAGGUCAGUUCACCUGGUGGCUUGUGAGGGAGAGGACGUGGUGACCCCUGCAGCACCUGUGACAGCACAUCCCCUCAGCAUCAUGCAGAAGAGUUUCUACGAGUCCUACCCGGCCCAACCUAACCCCUACGCUUCCUACUACGACACCACCUACAAUAACGGUUACGGUUACGACGGCCAGUGCGGUCAAUAUUACAACGACUAUGUGGAUUACAGAGCCGCCUGCGGCCUGACUUCCAAUAUGGUACCGCAACACAUGAUGCAGGGGACGCAAGCAGACUACAGUUCCUGCAUGACGCCGCCGCAGAUGGGCUACUGCGAACCCACCUUCAGCAAGGAAUACAUGACGUGGGUCAGAGACCAACCUCGGUCGCAGGGAAGAAAGAGCCCAGAGAUCAUGCACAAUGACGUGCCCACGCCCAGUCAGGGUCAAGUGCCGCCAGUGCCACAACAGCAGCAGAAUCAUGCCUCCCAGCAGCAGCAACAACAGACGGUGGUUCCACAGGGAGAUCCAGCAGUUAUUGCGCCCCCAAACCAACUCACUCCCAUCUCGCUUCCUUCUAUCAAGGAGUACGAGGUGACCAGCGAAGGUGGAGGCGGGGGUAUGAACGGCGGUUCUAGCGGUCAAGGAGGAGGUCCUACGAAGCGUGCCCGCACCGCGUACACUUCAGCCCAGCUGGUCGAGUUGGAGAAAGAAUUCCACUUCAACCGCUACCUUUGUCGCCCCAGGAGGAUCGAGAUGGCUGUACAACUCAGCCUCUCGGAGCGGCAGAUCAAGAUUUGGUUUCAGAACCGCCGGAUGAAGUACAAAAAGGAUCAGAAGACAAAAGGAGGGCGAGAGAAGAGCCCGAGUUCUCCAUGCUCGUCUCCAGCUACUUCGAUGCCGCCUAUGUCUCCUUCAGGAGAGACCACCAACCUUUCUAGCCAGUGCCUCAUCAGUGCCUGCCACGGUGCUGGCAUCCAGCAUGCUUCACGUCCCCAGCAGAUGCAUGACUCUCACAAUUACCUAGCAGGAAACACCUACAGCGGGCCUACUCAGCACCAGAGGCCUGGAAUGGUCCAGUCCAUGUCGGGAUCCCAUGGACACGUCCCGCACUGCAUGGGCCCUCCGGCAUUUUCCCCUGCUGUUAGCAUGCAUGAGAUGCGGCCCGUAUCGCUAACGAAGACGGGGCAGCAGCAUCAGCAGCAACAUCAGCAACAGCACCAUAUGAGAGACGCCCAUCACCCUGUUCACAUGAAUUGCCUGCCGCCGCCCCUGACACGGUUUCCAUCACUCCAAUCUCCUGCUGCCCACUGCAUGAACCACGAAACCAAAAAGACGACAGGGUGGGUCGUGCCUCCCACUUCGUCUAUGAAUAGUCUGGCUAGCUUUCCCUCGCCGCCCCACGAUAGCGAGGAUAAGUUUGUAUCACUCUGAUGCUCUAUAAAUGAGUGAGGUCAAUAAGAGGCUCCACAAACUGGUGUUGUCGCUCUGCCAGGAUCAACGAACUGGUGUCAUCCUCUUUUGAGGGUUCACGAACGGGAAUCGUUAGAGGAGUGAUCCGAGGACUGUUACUGUGCCUUGGAGCGUCGAUUGACCCUACAAGACGAACUACAACAGUAGGAAACCCAACGCAAGAUGACCCUGAAAGAUGACCCACACAUGAUAACCAAGAGGGAUAACCCUACACAUGUGACUUCAAAGGUUGUCCCCAUGGAAUGAAGUCCUAGAAAGACAUUACUUCCCCAGAGGCUCGAGUAAAAUUAUAAUAUAUUUUAGCAUAUUUCUAAGACGUUUCCAGGUAAACUAUACCCGAAUUAUCACUUGUGAUUAAUGAUAGGUUUUCUAGCUCGUAAUGUUUCAUCAGUCUUUAGAUAGAUAUUAAACAGAAGAUUGUUACAUGUCGUUUACUUUUAACUUUCCUAAUGUUGACAUUGACGCAUUUGAUUGAUGAUUGAUCGAUUCCUUUGAUUUAUUGAAUAACAUUUGUUCCUUUGUUCUAUUAUUAUAUAAUAUCAAACAAAAUUUUAUUAACAAUUUCACAUAAUUUCAUUAACAAUUUCACGGGAAAGUGCUAAGUCCGUACGGGUCGUACGCCUCCUGUGAGAAAGAACGGCAAUCAGGUUAGAUUCAAAAAUAAGAUUUGGCUCAAUUCCAUGGAUCAAGAGGGAUGUAUAUACACAGUUAAUUGUUCAUAUCAUUAUAUACACCGAGAUACCCGUCUCGGUGUAUAUACUAAUAGGAACACUUAACUGUGUAUAAAUUCUGUUAUUGUGAUUAUUAUUGCUAAUAUUUUUAA